This is a messenger RNA of Cygnus atratus (black swan), 3485 nucleotides long. It is a transcript of the gene CENPI, whose product is annotated as centromere protein I. The coding region runs from base 229 to 2475 and encodes 748 amino acids. Lineage: Eukaryota; Metazoa; Chordata; Aves; Anseriformes; Anatidae. The transcript has 21 exons. The record is from RefSeq and is a predicted model, not a curated record. Gene Ontology annotation, cellular component: kinetochore.
GGCACAAGGCGGAGGGGAGGGCGCAGCCGGCGGCGCGCAUGCGCGGGAUGCGGCGCGGAGGUUUGAACUGCGGGCGGUUGGAGCGGGCGCCGGCGGCAGGGGACUGUCUCUCUGAUGUUCUUCAUCAGUUGAAGGAUGACCUAUUUUCUUCCAUCGUUGUAAUGAGGGACUGGAACUCACGUGACAAAUGAAUGAAAUUCUCCAGUCUCAGCUGGCAGUCUGAAAAAAAUGCAGCGAAGACAGAGUUCUAAGCACUCAAAGCAGCCUCUCCGUGUUCAUGAUAGUAAUCAAACUGAUCUCUCUGCAUGGCGAAAAGGAAGGAGUAUUGAUACUGAAAAAACUGUACAAAAUCAGCAGUCUCCAAGUGACGACAGCGAGCACAACUCCCUUGAGCAAGCUUUGAGAUUCUUUGAGAAAGUUCAAGACCGGGUUUCACUGAAAAAGAGUGAAGUUUUGCAGAAACAUUUGUCUACUGUGGAAAGCAUUGGCCUGCAAAGAGGGUUACCCCCUGAAGUAUUUGAUACGUUACUAACCGUGGCACUCAGUGGCAAACUUGCUGAUACAGUGAAUACUCGUUUACUGAAGAGCCUAGUUCCAGCCUCAGUAAUACCAGAAACUUCUGUUGUUUCAUCUGUAUCUUGGCUCUGCGUCAGCAAAUGCACAGGCAACGUCCAGCUGCUUUUUCUAAGAUGGCUGAUCACAAUGUUUGACUUCAUUGAUCGCAAGGAACAACUUCAUGCCCUUUAUGGCUUCUUCUUUUCCUUCCUUCAUGAUGACAAGUUGUGCCCGUAUGUCUGCCACCUGCUCUACCUGCUGACCAGGAAAGAAAAUGUCAAGCCUUUUCGAGUCAGGAGACUGCUUGACCUCCAAGCAAAAACGGGAAUGCAGCCUCAUUUGCAGGCUCUGCUAUCACUUUACAAGCUCUUCUGUCCUGAGCUCGUGUCCAUAACCCUUCCUGGGAAGACAAAGACUUACUUCAGGAAUUCAGAGGCUCCAUGGAAAGCGGCAAUCAACACUGUAAGGCGAAGAAACCAGGCAAAUUCUCCAGUGUCCCAAGCACUGUGUUUAGGCACAACUCAACCUCAAUCACGAAAAAGAAAAUGGAAUACCCAGUUGAUUGUACCUGUAAGCAGUGCCAACGCACAAAAUUUAGUAGGGAACAGGGAAAAGAACUGUGUUGAUCUGUACAGUACAAAUGCAUCUUUUCCAGUGGAGCAGCUGCAGACCUUUACCCAGCUCCUAGAAAAUAUCCAUUGUUUAGAGUUUCCUUCCCAGAUGGGUUCAGUGUUAGCAAACCCGUUAUUGCUUCACUACAUGAAUUGCAUCAAAGAUGAAUCUAUUUACCUGAGGCUCUACUAUUGGAUGGGACAGACUCUUCAGGAAGGGUGUACCUGGUGUGUGGUUGAGAAUAACCAAUAUGAACAAGAAUUCAAGGACUUCCUGGAAAUUAUCUACAAGGCAGAGUGUUUCUUGCAGGAAGGAUUUUCUUCUUGUGAGGAGUUCCUGUGUAGGAGCCUUCCUCUCUGGGAUGGCUUCUGCUGCCGAUCACAAAUCCUCAGAAUCGUGAGUUGGAUCCCCCUCAGCAGCUUCUCUGAAAUGAAAUCACAUAUCUGUGAUCCCCUGGCACAGCUCUUUUUCACAUCCUCACUUUAUUUUAAGUGCAGUGUUCUUGAGUGUUUGAAAGAGCUGUUGCAGAACUGGCUAAACUGGCAUGUGGUUUGGCUGGAUUCAGGGUCUGACAAUCAAUUCCGUUCUCUGAAUACCACCCUUUCUGGACUAGUGAAUGGGAUGGCUGAACUAAUCCACUUUGUUGGAUGGAUCUCUACUGUUGCAUUGCGUUUAGAAAGCAAUUGCACCUUCUUGUUGUACUUCAUCCUGGACUUCUAUGAAAUCGUGUGUGACAUGUAUCUGAAGUACAAUCUGCCUCUGUUGAUAAUGCCUCCUGCUGGAGUUUUCUACCCAGCCUUGCUUAGCAUGGAUUCUGUCAGCUUGAAUCAGCUCUGCUACAUUAUGUACAGGUAUCGAGCCAACUUGGUAGCUGCAAAAGAAAAUGAGCUGAAUAAAAAGAAAACGCAGCAAUUCAAAUUCAGUAGCCAGACAUACCAAGAAUACAACCAGUACAUAAUAGCUAUGGUGGGUUGUCUGUGGACAUCCAGUGCGUUCCAGAAGGAUGAUCAUCCUCAGGGUGUUCGUCUGGAUGAUGAAUUGCUGAAGAAAACUGGAGUGCAGGAAUUCAAAAACAGCUUUAACAUUGUCUUCCACCCAGCUAUGAUGGGCUAUGCUGUCCUCUUCCUGCAGCAGGCCUGUCCAGAUGAUAACACCUUCAACUUCAGUUUAAUUAAGGGAAAGAAGUGGAACUGGUAUCUGGAGUAUCUCUAUGCACAAGGUUUAAAAGGCCUGAAGCUCUUUGUUGAAAGCAGCAUCAAUCGUGUUUCCCAGGCCUCUCAAAAUAAAGCAGGGAAUGUGGAAAUGUAACUCUGGGACUCAUUGGAGCCUUUUUAUCUUCUGGAACAGGAAAGCAGAUUAUAAUGGACUGUGUCACUAAUCCUUCCUCAGUGGAAAGAAACAGAGCAAUUACCCUUGCCUGCAUUUUCUUACUGGCAUCUGUGUUAGGAAAGUGAAGAUACAGAAGGAAUGCUUAGGCUGGCUUGGUUCACUAACAUUGAUCGCUAUGUCUCCCUGCUGACCUUCUUUGGUCUGAGGCUGCUGAGCUCAUAUGCUAUGUAACAUCCCUGGUUUUCUUUGUUGGAAUAUCUGCUUUGAUUGAGGAACAAACGUUCUGCAUUUUAAACUGCACGAAGCACUGCUCCUUCAAAUACCUAGCGUUGAUCCGUGACCUCCUUUGCCUUCCUUGACAGCAAGAGAAAGAGUUUAAUCCGCCUUUCAGGGAUACCGUAUGUAUACUGGGCUGAAGGACUACAAGCUUCGCCAUUCCCUGUUGUACCAUAUACGUACUGGCUCUUAACAGGGUGGCCAAACUGAUCUUCCUGAAGUUCAUUUUCAUUAUUAAGGUUCCAGAAGAGACAUUCUUGAUAACUUUGCUUAUAAUUCUGUUUUAAUUUAGCUGGAAAACUUUGUGCUCAGUUCAUGGUUUAUGAUAAUUUGAGCAUCUGAACAGUGUUGCCACCUGUUCCCUAUUUUCUAUUAAUAAGUUCAUAUGUGGCUUGCCUUUUUGUUUUUAGCUCUGUACAUGUUGUAUAUUACAUGUGUACAUAUGUAUAAUUUAUAUUCUGUAAAAAAUUUUCCAACGUGUCAUUUUGAAGGAACUGCUAAAAAGUGUAUCUUCUGUCACUUUGUUUUAACACUGAGUAAAAGUGGGGAGAAGCUGAACACGGGUCUUCAACAGUUGAGUGAACGUUGUCUCUCAGCUGUGAAAUGAAGUUGUAAAUGCUCAACAGGUGGGACAAUAUACUGAAUUUUGCAUUGUGAAUUUGUACUUUGAUCCAGUAAAGGAAUUACAUCAGUCCUGAGUGACUCCAGAGCCA